This is a messenger RNA of Angiostrongylus costaricensis, 1089 nucleotides long. The record is from the annotation of a GenBank genome assembly. Lineage: Eukaryota; Metazoa; Nematoda; Chromadorea; Rhabditida; Metastrongylidae.
AUGACGCGUUCACCACCACACUAUGCAAGUCCUUUAUUUCGUAGUGGUGAACGGCGUGUUCGGUCCCUACCGCAGACCCCAGCGGUUCGGAGUUUUGCAUAUAUCUCAGCAUCAUUGUGGUUAUCAUUGCAGAUUCUGUGUAUUUGCUUCUACAAUAUCCUUUGCAUCUGCUCCGUAUACGGCAACUCGUUGGUGAUACUCGUCAUUCUCUACUUCCGACGACUUCGCACCGCCACCAACAUUCUCAUCCUCAACCUGGCUAUUGCCGACCUGCUGAUUGCCGUGUUCUGCAUUCCGUUUUCGUACUGGCAAGUGCUGAUCUUCGACGAUCAACGCUGGGUGUUUGGAUCGGCGAUGUGCAGUUUGCUUUCCUUCUUCCAGGGAAUCGCAGUGUUCCUCAGCUCGUGGACCCUGGUCGUCAUAAGUUUUGAUCGUUGGAUGGCGGUAACAUUCGUCUUGUCGCUCACCAUGCGUUUGACACGCAAAAGAGCCAUCUAUCUGGUAGCAACAACAUGGACAUUCAGCAUAAGCAUGGCGUUGCCACUGUUCCUGGUGUCGAAGGUGCACGACGAUAAAGGAAUAAUACGAUGCGAUGAAGACUGGUCUUCUAUAGAAUCCCGCCGCCUCUACUCCUAUCUGGUUCUCGUGCUACAGUACAUCGUCCCACUUACCGUGCUAAUCAUCACGUACGCAUUCAUCGGUAUGAGAAUGUGGAACAGCCGAGUGCCUGGCUCGACAGGCUCGACGAGGAAGGCGACAAGCAAUCGGCACGAGAGUGUUAAAAAGCUCAUCUUGAUGGUAAUUUUGAUCUCAGCUAUGUUUGCCUUCUGCUGGUUGCCACUACUGCUCCUCAUCAAUGUUGUCAUUGAGCUAUGGCCAAACGUUGCCAGUUGGAAAUAUAUUCUUUAUAUAUGGUGGUUCUCGCAUGGCCUAGCUAUGAUGCAUUCAAUGGUUAACCCAAUGGUGUAUUUCCUGCGGAAUGCGCGAUUCCGCGAAGGGUUUUGCUACUUUUCACGAUUCCUUCCCUGCGUUCAUUUUUCUGAGUUUAAACUGCUCAGUGAACAUGCGAGAAGGUUUGUUGUUUGCUAA